AUGCAGUCCAUCGCCGGGGCGCCCGCCGCCAAUCGCAGCCCGCUCGGCCGCGCGGCCAGCUCGCCGGCUCCGCCUCCGCGCCCUAUCGCUUUGCCCGCCGCCACGUCGACCAGCGGUCUUGUCUCUCCGAGCCCGCAAGAAGAGGCGCCGAGGCACAAGCCCGCGCCGCCGCUCUCGCUGCCCGACAACGGGCCGCUGGUGCCGCCAGACACCAUGUGGGAGACCAUGGCCGAGCAGCAGCGCGAGCUGCACGACGAGGAGGUCUCGCGCGUGUGCGCCAAGCUCCGGCAGGCGGUCGCGCUCCGGGACAAGUACCGGCAGCCGGUGGAGCGCGACGAGUGGCAGCUGGGGGUGGACCGGAGGCUGACCGACGACGGGCUCGUCCCCUGCUCCGAGGACGGCUCGCCCGGCUACGACCCGUUCACGCCGCCGACGCCGGUCAACUCCAAGCGCUUUGACUUCAAGAUGCACGCCGGCGGCACCGCCUCGCCGAGCGCCAGCAAGCUCGCGGACUCGGAGCCGCCGCUCGGCGGUCGCAACCCCGACGACUGCGCCUUCGAGCCGCCGCCCUCCUUCUCCAAGUACACUGCCGACCUCGCGCUGCUGAUGCGGAUCUGCGCCGACCCGGCCGUGAACUCGUUCGCGUGGCGGCGGCUGCAGCGGCUCGAGUCGCGCUUCCACCUUCACGUGAUGGAGCACGAGCAGCGCGAGACGACAGAGCAGCGCAAGGCGCAGCGCCGCACCGCGACGCGGCACUAUGACUUGUUCACCACUGUUGACGGGCACCUGCUCCGCUUCAUCAAGAAGAAGUGCCGCGUCGCGCCGCACGAGGUGGUGACGCACUCGGCGGACGGCAAGCCGGUCACGCUGCAAAACGUCUUCGAGCAGAUGGGCACCACGCCGCACGACCUCAACCUCGACGCACUCGGCAUGCACGCCGACACGUCCACCUUUUGCCGCUUCGACAAGUUCAACCUCAAGUACAACCCGCUCGGCGCGAGAGAGAGAGCCGCGAUGCAGCCGAGAUCUAGCCGAGGCGCCUCCAACCUGCGCAACAUCUUCCUCAAGACGGACAACCACCUCAAGGGCCGCUACUUCGCCGAGGUCACCCGCGAGCUCUUCGACGACCUCAAAGAGUCAAAGUACCAAAACACAGAGUACCGCAUCUCCAUCUACGGCCGCGAGCGGUCCGAGUGGGACUCGCUCGCCGAGUGGAUCGUCGACCACGCGCUCUACUCGAACAACAACCGGUGGGUGCCGCGGCUGUACGGCAUGUACCACGCGAAGGGGAUGCUGCCCAACUUCAAGGCCUUCCUCGAGAACCUCUUCGUCCCGCUCUUCGAGGUCUCCGUCAACCCGGAGAGCCACCCGAAGCUGCACCUGAUGCUGCAGCAGACGGUCGCCUUCGACCUGGUCGACGACGAGUCCAAGCCAGAGGGCCCCCUCCCCACGCACGACUCGCCCGCGCCGCUGCCCGAGAACUGGUUCGCCGCAAACCCGCACUACUCGUACUACUGCUACUUUGUGUACGCCAACCUGUACACCCUCAACCAGCUGCGCCGCACCAAGGGCCUCUCCACCUUUUGCUUCCGGCCGCACGCGGGCGAGGCGGGCGACCUCAACCACCUCCACAUCACCUUCCUCACCGCGCGCGGCAUCAACCACGGCAUCAACCUGCGCAAGACGCCGUCGCUCACCUACCUGUACUACCUGUGCCAGAUCGGGCUCGCGCUCUCGCCCCUCUCCAACAACGCGCUCUUCCUCCGCCUCUCCAAGAACCCGUUCCAGGAGUUCUUCGCGCGCGGGCUCAACGUCUCGCUCUCGACGGACGACCCGCUCAUGUUCCACCACACCAAGGAGCCGCUCAUGGAGGAGUACUGCGUGUGGCGCCUCUCCUCGUGCGACCUCGCCGAGAUCGCGCGCAACUCGGUGCUGCAGUCCUCCUUCGAGCCGUGCGUCAAGGCGGCGUGGAUCGGCCGCAACUACCGCCUCGGCGGCACCGAGGGCAACGACAUCCAAAAGACCAACCUGCCCAACCUGCGCGAGCGCCACCUCCUCGUCACUUGCCGCGUGGUGCCGUGCGCAAUCUCGACGCUGCCGCCCUCGGUGCGCUCGACGCCUGUGAUGCGCGUCACCACCGCCGACAUCACCGCCGCCCACGACGAGUUCGGAGCGCCACCCUCGCCGUCCGAGAAGUCGCCCGGGCUGCGGCGGCGCAGGGACAGCCGCAGCAAGGCGGCGGACGACGCGAGCAACCGCGUGACGGAGGCGGUGCUCGAGCAGGCCGUCGAGGCGACGCGCCGCCGCGCGGAGGAGGCGCAGCGCCGCUGGGCGGAGAGGCAGCAGGCGGCGCAGCGGGCGCCGCCGCCGCUCGCGGCGUUCGGGGCUGCGCUGGCCGCGGCCGUCGGGACCGGGGUCCUGAUUGGCGCCGCUCUCACUCGGCUGAAGCGGGCGUGA
This is a messenger RNA of Emiliania huxleyi CCMP1516, 2457 nucleotides long. RefSeq lists its product as hypothetical. Gene Ontology annotation, biological process: IMP salvage; AMP metabolic process. Gene Ontology annotation, cellular component: cytosol. Bases 1 to 2457 code for a protein of 818 amino acids. The transcript is spliced from 12 exons. NCBI's taxonomy places the organism in Eukaryota, Haptophyta, Isochrysidales, Noelaerhabdaceae. Gene Ontology annotation, molecular function: AMP deaminase activity. The record is from RefSeq and is a predicted model, not a curated record.